AACAACGGAAACAACGAAAACGAAAAAUCCCGCCUCCUAACCGCAUCCCGCACCCUACCUUACCCUCCCUCCGCCUUAUUCAGCGUCAUCUCCUCCGUGGAAUCCUACGCGCAGUUCCUCCCCUUCCUCACCGCGUCAACCGUUACAGCCCGAGACCCGGAAACCGGGUACCCGACCCGCGCCUUCCUAACGGUUGGAUACGGCCCGCUCAGCGAAACGUUCACGUCCAAGGUGACCUGUGACCCGGGGACCUGGGUCGUCGAGGCCCGCUCGGGAGCGAAGUUCGGGGUGGAUUCGAACCAGGGACAGCGGGGGUCCAGCGGCUCUGCGGGGGGCAUUGCUGGGUUCUUGGAUUUUCCGGGGGCCAACGAGGGGGUUUUUGAGUUCCUGAGUACGAGGUGGGAGUUGGUUCCGUUGGAGGAGAAGAGCGGGUCGGAGACUACGGUCAAGUUGGAGAUUCGGUUUGAGUUUAAGAAUAUGUGGCAUGCUAAGAUGAUGAGUGCGCUUGAGGGGCAGAUGGCUGGUGUUAUGAUUGAGGCGUUUGAGAGGAGGAUUAAGGAGAUUCAUGGGUGA
Messenger RNA from Aspergillus ochraceoroseus IBT 24754, 573 nucleotides. Its product is annotated as ubiquinone-binding COQ10-like protein. The annotation marks the transcript as partial. Gene Ontology annotation, cellular component: mitochondrion. NCBI's taxonomy places the organism in Eukaryota, Fungi, Ascomycota, Eurotiomycetes, Eurotiales, Aspergillaceae. Gene Ontology annotation, biological process: ubiquinone biosynthetic process; cellular respiration. The transcript has a single exon. The record is from RefSeq and is a predicted model, not a curated record. Gene Ontology annotation, molecular function: ubiquinone binding.